Molecule: messenger RNA, 1830 nt
Organism: Spea bombifrons (plains spadefoot toad)
Lineage: Eukaryota; Metazoa; Chordata; Amphibia; Anura; Pelobatidae
Product: probable hydrolase PNKD
Exons: 9
Coding region: 1-1074 (357 amino acids)
Cellular component (GO): mitochondrion
Molecular function (GO): hydroxyacylglutathione hydrolase activity
Source: RefSeq, a predicted model, not a curated record
AUGCUGAUGCUCGUGCUGCUGCUGUCCGCGUGCAGUGUGCUGCUGCUCUUGCUGCUGUUCCUGCUCCUGCCCGCCAACUGCCGGCUCCCAGGGGCCACACACCUGCUCAGGGCAGUCAUGGCCCGUACGGAGAAGCCUUUCUUCAGGAUAGCUUACAGUCUGUACACGCGGACCAAGCUGGGCUACCUAUUCUACAAACGGCAACUGAAGAAGGCCAGAGAGCGGUAUCCUCACGGUCACUCGUCCACGCAGGCCAUCGUCUUCAGCGGGGUUAAAGUGGUGCCCAUUCCUGUGCUGUCCGAUAACUACAGUUACCUGGUUAUUGACACGGCGUCCAACGCGGCCGUAGCCGUCGAUCCGUCCGAUCCUGUCGCGGUUCAGAGGUACGUGGACCGGGAAGGAGCGACUCUCGAGGCGAUCCUCUGCACUCACAAGCACUGGGACCACAGCGGUGGCAACAAGGCGCUGAAGAAGCAGUACAAGUCCUGCCGCGUGUACGGGAGCGCCAACGAUGACAUUCCAGAGCUUACCCACCCGCUCUCAGACCGGGAACAUAUAACCGUCGGGAGGCUCCAGUUCCAGGCUUUUUUUACCCCGGGCCACACCGUGGGGCACAUGAUUUACGUUUUGGAUGGAAAGUCCGGAGACGGACCGGAUUGCCUUUUUUCGGGAGAUCUGCUCUUUCUUGCCGGUUGUGGGAGGAUGUUCGAGGGGUCGGCGGAGACCAUGCUGGCGUCGCUGGAUACCGUGGCUUCCUUCGGAGACAGCACUUUACUCUGGCCUGGCCACGAGUAUGCGGCGGACAAUUUGGCUUUUGCAGCCGCGGUGGAGCCCGAGAACGCUGCUCGGGACAGAAAGUUUCAAUGGGUUCUACAGAACAGACAAGCGAAAAAAUGCACGUGUCCAUCAACCCUCGGAGAAGAGAAGGAAUAUAACCCGUUCCUGCGGACGCACUGCAGAGACCUGCAUCUGGCUAUGGACCUCCAGAGAGGCGCCGACGAGGACUGGAGUCACUUCCGCGCCAGAAUCCUGGAGGAGGUACGGAGGAGAAAAGACCUCUUCAAAGGAAGAUAGUCCUCCCCGCAGCCCGACAAUAAACAUGGAACCCGUGUCCUGAAACAUCCCUCACGGUUUACCCGCCCCGACGUUAUUUUUUCGCUUCCAUGUGUGUAAAGAGGUGGAAAUGGCCGCGUCUCGGUGACGUUCCUCCUGCCCACCACCUUUACACAGUCAAUGUACCUCUUAAUGCUUCCGGAAUCCAGAUGUCACCAAGAACGUUUAUUGCGGACAAUCUGGAUAAACUAAUUUCUCAUGGGAGAGUCCUCCAAUUGUCGAGUAUUUUUAACCCGCAUCGCGCUUGGGUUCAGAUGGCACUAAAACGCGGCAAUACUGACUCCACUCAUGGGUUAAAUUCCUGCAUAAUCCUAUAAUUCACGCUUACUUCUUCAUACAUUAAACUGCUGCGUAUACAACAUACAUCAUACAGGGCCAAAUAAGAGAGCCAAUCAUCUCAGAGACGGGGCAAGAAGCAAAUUUACGUUGUAACACUUAAAUGGAAUCCUGGUCAAGUGACAUGGGAGACAGAAUAAUCGGGGGCCACUCUAUCCACAUUAAGGCCCAAAGUCAUUACGAUUCAUAUACUAAUGGAACAGACCCAAGGAUGGCAGCCGCCGGCACGCACCGUCCAAGAACUUUUGGCUCACAGCUCGGACCGUCUUAUUUUGCCGUUUAUUGAGACUAAAAAGAAAUGAUCGUGUCGCCUAAAUGGCGUUUGGAGUGGGCAGAUUUGGCAUUAGAACAUCUAUAUAGCAAAUGUAUAGAUCAAAAGAA